Messenger RNA from Acanthoscelides obtectus, 4069 nucleotides. The record is from the annotation of a GenBank genome assembly. NCBI's taxonomy places the organism in Eukaryota, Metazoa, Arthropoda, Insecta, Coleoptera, Chrysomelidae.
AUGAAAGUGCCGACUCAAUUUGAAGUUUGAAGAUUCAGUAUACAUUUGAAGCACUAUGAACGAAAAUGGCGAUAGGAAUACUUUUAACUCGAUAACUUCCUAGCAGUCCAGCUUUAUGUGAUGCUGAUGACGAUUACAUGACGAUUUGCUUGGUUGAUUGACUCUUUUGACAGAUUACGUCAUCCGCUGAUUAGACAGCUGUUUCAAUUAGGAUUUUUUGUAAUAAUCGAAAACUAGAAACGUAAAUAGUGUAAUUGUGAUUUUAAAAUGUCUUACGCGUACUUGUUCAAAUAUAUAAUAAUUGGAGACACAGGUGUGGGCAAAUCCUGCCUGCUGCUCCAGUUUACGGACAAGCGUUUUCAACCUGUUCAUGAUCUGACGAUCGGCGUGGAAUUCGGAGCGCGCAUGAUCACCAUUGACAGCAAACAAAUCAAAUUGCAGAUCUGGGACACAGCUGGUCAAGAAGCGUUCAGGUCUAUCACGCGCUCGUACUACCGUGGCGCUGCGGGCGCGUUGCUCGUCUACGACAUCACGCGCAGGGAGACAUUCAAUCAUCUCACCACUUGGCUGGAUGAUGCCAGGCAGCAUUCCAACUCUAAUAUGGUCAUCAUGCUCAUUGGCAACAAAAGUGAUCUAGAGAGCCGUCGUGAGGUGAAAAAAGAAGAGGGAGAGGCAUUUGCGCGGGAGCAUGGCCUGGUGUUCAUGGAAACAUCUGCCAAAACGGCAGCCAAUGUGGAAGAAGCCUUCAUCAACACAGCCAAAGAGAUCUAUGAGAAGAUUCAGGAAGGCGUAUUCGAUAUAAACAACGAGGCGAACGGUAUAAAGAUAGGCCCCCAGCAUUCACCGACGAACCCAUCUUUGCCAGGAGCCGGCGGUAGCUCGGGUUCGCAAGGUUCCGGAUGCUGCUAGAGGUGCAAUUAAGGCCCCCCCACGCCAAACCUACCUUCUUACCCUAAUACACACCCCGCAAAGGGCUCCUUUCCCCACUUAUAUACCCUUAUUAUUACUAUUAUUAUUGUGUAAUGAAUGUAUGACUGGUCGGAGUAUGUACCACAUAAUGAAACUGUCAAAGUCGUCAACGGUGUCAAAGUUAGAGAACAUAGUUGUUUCAUAGGUACUAGCACUACAUAGUUGAACUGAGGAUAUGGUGUAAAUUAAAUGCGUCAAGUAGAUCGACUCGGUACUUGCCGUACUUUGCAUCAUUGGAUGAGAAUUUUAUAUGAAAUUAGUAAACUAAUAUGUACUUUCUUACUAUUAUCUUCGCCGAAAUUCAUCCGUUGUAUCUUAGAGUCUACUUUUUUAAUAAACUGAAUUCCUAAUAUAAAGGAUCUCGAUAAUGCCUGAAAUUGGUUCUAUCCCAUUAAGCAUGUCUUGAAGAUUAAAGAAUCUAAAGUGAAUGUAGUUCAGCAUUUUUAAGAUUAUUAAUAUUCCUAGAUAGAUAAGAAAAUUUAGAUACCUUGGCACAAAUUGGCGACGUAUUUUGACACAGUUUUGUCGUGUGAUGAUAGAUACGUCAGUGUUGAAGUGAUAUCUCCACGAAAUAGUAUAUUAUAUCCGGCAUGGACAUUUUGCAUAAAUGAUUAUUUUAAGUGAAAGUUACACGUCUAUUUUUCAUCUUCGGCGAUUGAUAACAUACAGGUUCGUACCAGCAUUAGUUUAAACUCAAUUCAGUUGCGGAUAAGUUUCAACAUUGGCAUGGAAUUUUGUGAUCAUAAUUAUAUACAGAAGUAGGCAAAGUUUUUUUUUGAAUCAGGGGAAAUCCUAACUAAGACGAUGUUUUUUUAUCAGAAACCCCGGCUUACAACAACUCUUACCCUAGAAAACCUUCAAGGAUCAUCCUGUAUGUGGGAAUAAUAUAUUCACUACAAUAGAAUUAAAAACAAAGAGAUGAUUGGUAUAAAAAUCCAAGAAGAGUUUGCUUAGUUUUGUGGUGAAUUUAUGGUACAAAAAAUAGCUUCUUAACAUACAGGCUUUGCAUUACAUUACUUGAAAGGGUAGGCUGUAACGUUCACAUUCGUGAACAAUAAUUAUUCUGUUAUGUGUGAACUGAUCGUCAACACGAAGAGAAAUUAGCAGGUGAAAAAUAAUAGAUCAAUAUUAAUAUAAUAUAUAAUAAGCUGACAGAAAAUGAUUUUAAAAAUUUAAUAGUUUUUUCUUUAUAGCAUAUUUCAUCUACAAAAAUGCGUAAUAAGGUAUUUAAGUUUAAGAAGCUGCCGUUAUUCAGUGUAACUAUAUUCCAAUAUAUUUAAUACUACACAGCCUAUAACAUAUUCCGCUAUUACACAGCGUCAGUCAGCCACGCACCACAAUUGCGCAUGACAGCUUCUAGCGACGUGUGUCAAUUUGUCCAAAAAUUCGGGUAGUUUUAGGGAGUCGCGCUCAUGUGUAGUAUUAAGUGUGUGACUAUUGGCGGGGGACACAUCGUAAAGAUGGCGCUGCUAAAAUAAAAUAUGCCGGACUAAAGAUAGCUGGUUUGAAUCUUGUAUUUGCAGCUUCAGGCAUAACGUCGACUUAUAGUCGACUUAGAAAAACAUCUGCGGGCGCCUCUUGUACUUCUUUUGGUGCUUUGCGUCCCGCAGCCUAGCAACAUUUACCGAAAUUUCAACUUUUUAUUGAAACCUGAAUAAAAGACGCUUGUAAACUUUUGAACAGUUACUUUUUACUAAAUAGUUACCCUCGCUAAUAUUACAGUUAAUUUCAGUACUGCGUUGCGUUUUGAGUGUAUCACGCGUGUUGACGACCGGAUCACAUUUGGCCGACUAUUCAAAUAGAUUUUUAUUUUUAUUUGUUAUUUUAUUUAUAGUUUUUGUAAUUUUAUUUUUUUAACUACGGCGUUGCAGGUUCGCUCGUGCGUUGCUGUCUCGUUUAGACAUCUCUACGUCAUUAUUAUGUUACGUUCCAAUAGUGUUUUGAUCUAAGUUACGUACUAUGGAAACCAAAAGUGUAUCGGAUAAUGUGUAUGUACGUUUGUCUCAGAUUUUUUAAUGUGAGCUUCAUGAGGAAAAUACAAAUUGUGUUUUAAUUGUAUCUGGUUGUGUCUUUUCUUUUGUGGCGCCCAACGAAGAUGCUCUAGUCCGAGCAGGAGGUCGCGCAACUUUACCAGUGAGUUUUGAUGCUGGUCGAGUUUUUAGUUUUGGUAUUCGUAUCGGAAAUUGCCAAGGUACGUAAUUCCACUUAUUAAAACUGCGUGUCUAGAAUGUCAGGCAGAGUUUUGUGUUUUUUAAAACACCUUCCUAAAACUAGAACAGUUUCCCAGGCACUUCGACUUUACUCUAGGAAAGCGAGUAGCAAUGGAACUACAACCCCUUACAAAACGGUGAAACCACGUAGAACCAUAAAAGAUGACAGUAGCUUGGUAUGGAAGGAUCCAAACUUUGAACUCUUAGCUGCAAAUGGCUUUCCUCUUUUCUUACCUGGGGAUGUAGGGUUGGCAUGGUAUGACUCCCAGACAACCAUCAAGACCCAUCAUGAAUUAAUCAUGGAACAAAUUGAUGAUACUAGUGAUGGAAAUAGUAAAGGGAACAUGAUAUGUAGGGUUCACCCAUGCCCUACAGUAUUACGUAAAACAGUUGGAGACCUGUUCCCAUAUAGAACAUUUGAGGAAAGUUGUGAUCUCUCAGUUGUUACCAUCAGUCUAAAGCCAAACAUCAAGCUGAUGAGAAGUAACAAGGAGCUGGAAACUGAAAAACAAGCUCAAACUUUUCUCAUUGCCUCAAAGAAUAUUUGUGACAAACUGAGAAAGACUGGGUAUUGGGCAGACUUUAUAAAUCCUUUUUCUGGAAGGCCAUACUUUACACCAUCUUCUUUAAAAGAAUUGUAUGAAACUGACGAAAAAUUUAGGUGCAUGGAUUUUCAAAUAUUUGAAAUCAAAGAUUGCACUGUAGUAGCAAAUGAACAUGGGUCUUCUAAACAAUUUAUAGGUAGUAUGUUCACAACAGCUCCUUGCAACAAGAAUCAACUAAACACCAUUUUUACAUGAGAUAGCCAAAUUAGAAAUUUUCACAGUUGAACAAGGUUCAUAUUAGAGCUGUGGAUGUAUAUUUUCAAAAAAUUGUAAAUAAAAUUGUUA